Alosa alosa (allis shad) is the source of this 1289-nucleotide messenger RNA. Its product is annotated as gamma-crystallin S-1-like. The transcript is spliced from 3 exons. NCBI's taxonomy places the organism in Eukaryota, Metazoa, Chordata, Actinopteri, Clupeiformes, Clupeidae. Gene Ontology annotation, molecular function: structural constituent of eye lens. Bases 11 to 535 code for a protein of 174 amino acids. The record is from RefSeq and is a predicted model, not a curated record. Gene Ontology annotation, biological process: lens development in camera-type eye; visual perception.
UCCAGCGAUAAUGGGAAAGAUAAGUUUCUUUGAAGAAAAAAACUUUGGUGGUUGCUACUAUGACUGCAGCAGUGACUGCACAGACCUGCAGUCUCAUUUCCGCCGAUGCAACUCUAUCAAGGUGGAGAGCGGCUGCUUCAUGAUAUAUGAAGGUGCCAAUUACACGGGCCACCAGUACUUUGUGAGCCCAGGACAAUACCCAGAGUUUCAGAGGUGGAUGGCCACUAACGACUGUAUAUGUUCCUGUCGUGUGAUUCCUCAGUUGAACGACUCCUUCAAACUCUCCAUCUAUGAGAGACUUGAGUUUGGUGGUCAGAUGAUGGAUCUCACAGACAGUUGCCCGAAUGUCUUGGACAGCUUCCGCACCAAUGACAUUUUCUCCUGCAAGGUGAAGGAAGGCAACUGGCUUUUUUACGACCAGCCCAACUACAAGGGCAGGAUUUAUCUGUUGAUGCCUAGAGAAUACUCAAGAUUCAGUGAAUGGGGAGGAGUUACUGCUCGAGUGGGCUCCAUCAAGCGCAUUGUGGAAUACUGAAAAUAAUAACAAUUUGGAUAAAAAUAACCAUCAUACUAAUUUUUUUACAAUUCUGUUGGAAGUUUAUGGACAUAUUUUACACAUGGACUACAACUCGUACCUCAGGAAAACAGAGAAAUAUUCUUUAAAGGCAAUGGGUAACAAUAACAAUAUUUGAUAGCUGCCUGUCAUUUCUACAAAACAAAUGGAUGAGGGAAGAAUUUUUAUUAAUGGCGAAGCACUUUCUUUUUUUUCUAGCUUCUUAGCUAUUUCCAUGUUCAUUUUUUGUACUGGGGUUGUUAUGUUGACCACCUUUGGUUCAUCCUGGAUGCACAGGAUCUGCUCAUAUAGUAUUACAUGUUUGUGUAUUUACAUUUUUACCAGUUAAUUAACUGUUAACUGUUAACAGAUUACUAUUUGUCUGACACAGGACUCUGAAAAUAUACUUUGUGUUGUCAUAUUGGGGCAUAGUUUUGUUAUCAAUUUCCAAAACAUCAUUUAGAAUAGUAGAAAACGUUUGUGUAAAUUGUAAUGUUACUGCAGGAUACCACAGUCCAGAGUGGCUCAAAAGUUUAAAAGAGUCCCAACUUUGAAAUAGUUUGGUGACUUGGCUUGAUUAAGUUUAGGCUUUAACAUAUCAACAUGUUACACAAUGUAAAAAGGAAAUUAAAGAAUGGAAUCAAUUUAAUUUUACAACCUAAUAAAUAGCAUCAGGUAAUUUAUGACAAUAUGAAGUUUGACUGGUUUUAAAGCAAAUAAAGUGUUGAUAAAACCA